AUGAGUAAGCAACGAUGUAAAGAAGCUUGUGUUUCCUUUAAAUUAUCUUUGUAGUAUUACCAUGGGCGCUACUUUGGCAGGUUUCGUUAAGCAAUUGGGAAGUUUUACAUGCAAAAAAGAGUUCUGCGUUGAAGGAUCACAACGCUAUACACUAGGACGAGUGUGGUACGACAAGGUCAGAUGUGAGAGAAAAACAUGCAUGAAGGGAGGAAGAAUACAAGUGGAAUCGUGUCCGAUCAUCAGGGAACAGUCUGGCUGUGAAGUGGUGCAGGGGGCGCCCCAGACGGCCUUCCCAGAAUGUUGCGACACCCUCAGUUGCUGGAAGAUUAUCCAUUCUGACCCCGUCGAUGAUCCUGUACUAUAAUCGAUACUCGUCAUACAGUGCAAGCAACGCCACCUCUAAACAAGACCGCGGCUGGACAGAAGUGGCAACACCGCAGUCCCGGCAACAGCUGAUGCACUGAUAAUGGAGCGUCUGCGUUUGUUAUUACUGUCAUUACCAUGGCAACAGGCCGGUGCGACGUUGCCACAUCAACGCCGCGGCCUUGUAGUUGAGGCUAUGCAGGUAAUGCACACUGUGAACCUGCGCUGGCCACAAGAUGAUGAGGAAUCAACUGUAGACUGAACUGCCUUGUGCAAAUACUGUGAUACUAUCGAUACUUUAGCUCGUAGUUUGUUUAAUCACAUCAUGAUUUGUUGAAUGACUUUUAUAUUGUGAAUAAUGGUUAUAAUUACUGCACUCUACGUGA
Messenger RNA from Macrosteles quadrilineatus (aster leafhopper), 749 nucleotides. Its product is annotated as venom peptide La1-like. The transcript has 3 exons. The coding region runs from base 62 to 364 and encodes 100 amino acids. The record is from RefSeq and is a predicted model, not a curated record. NCBI's taxonomy places the organism in Eukaryota, Metazoa, Arthropoda, Insecta, Hemiptera, Cicadellidae.